Messenger RNA from Choloepus didactylus (southern two-toed sloth), 3939 nucleotides. RefSeq names its product immunoglobulin superfamily member 9 (gene IGSF9). Lineage: Eukaryota; Metazoa; Chordata; Mammalia; Pilosa; Megalonychidae. Gene Ontology annotation, biological process: cell-cell adhesion. The transcript is spliced from 20 exons. Bases 235 to 3624 code for a protein of 1129 amino acids. Gene Ontology annotation, molecular function: protein binding. The record is from RefSeq and is a predicted model, not a curated record.
CUGGAAGAGUGGAGCCGAGCGGUGCGGAGCAGAUCUGGUGGUUCUCCAGAGAACGGCUUCAUAUGGUGGAACGUGAGCCAAGCCCCAAGUGCCCAGAAGAUUGAGAGCUGAAAUCUGUUACCUGACGCUGAUCAGAGGGGUUGACCCUGAGCUUGCUGGGCUGUGGACAUCCCUCAGCCCCUUUGUCUGGGCCCCUGUGGACAGGAGGGGCUGGGCAAGCAGGCCAGCUGGGCUAUGGUUUGGUGCCUCAGUCUGGGCAUCCUCAGCCUGAUCUUCAGCCAGGGGGCUGACGGUCAAGGGAAGCCUGAGGUGGUGUCAGUGGUGGGCCGGGCUGGGGAGAGUGCGGUGCUGGGCUGUGACCUGUUGCCCCCCACUGGCCGGCCCCCGCUGCAUGUCAUCGAGUGGCUGCGCUUUGGAUUCCUGCUUCCCAUCUUCAUCCAGUUCGGCCUCUACUCGCCCCGAAUCGACCCUGAUUACGUGGCACCUCCUCAAUUCCAGGAGACACCUCCCUCAGUGCUGGAAGUGCGGGAGCUGGAGCCGGUGACUCUGCGUUGUGUGGCCCGCGGGAGUCCCCAGCCUCAUGUGACUUGGAAGCUCCGUGGACAGGACCUUGGGCAGGGCCAGGGCCCAGUGCAAGUGCAGAACGGGACCCUAUGGAUCCAGCGGGUGGAGCGAGGCAGCUCUGGGGUCUACACCUGCCAAGCCUCCAGCACUGAGGGCAGUGCCACCCACACCACCCAGCUGCUGGUGCAAGGACCCCCAAUCAUCGUGGUGCCCCCCAAGAACAGCACGGUCAAUGCCUCCCAGGACGUAUCCUUGGCCUGCCAGGCCGAGGCAUACCCCGCUAACCUCACUUACAGCUGGUUCCAGGACAGCACCAAUGUCUUCCACAUUAGCCGCCUGCAGUCCAGAGUGCGGAUCCUGGUAGACGGGAGCUUGUGGCUGCAGGCCGUCCAGCCUGAUGAUGCUGGCCGCUACACCUGUGUGCCCAGCAAUGGCCUCCUGCGCCAGCCCUCAGCCUCUGCCUACCUCACCGUGCUCUACCCAGCCCAGGUGACAGUUAUGCCUCCUGAGACACCCCUGCCCAUAGGCAUGCGGGGGAUGAUCCGGUGUCCAGCUCGGGCCAAUCCCCCACUGCUCUUUGUCAGCUGGACCAAGGAUGGGCAAGCCCUGCAGCUGGACAAGUUCCCUGGCUGGUCCCAGGGCACAGAAGGCUCACUGAUCAUUGCUCUGGGGAACGAGGAUGCCCUGGGAGAAUACUCCUGUACUCCCUACAACAGCCACGGUACUGCAGGGCCCUCCCCCGUGACCCGUGUGCUGCUCAAGGCUCCCCCAGCUUUUACAGAACGGCCCAAGGAAGAAUAUUUCCAAGAAGUAGGGCGGGAGCUCCUCAUCCCCUGCUCUGCCGGAGGAGACCCUCCUCCUACUGUCUCUUGGGUCAAGGUGGGCCGGGGCCUGCGGGUCCAGACCCAGGUGGAUGGCAAUAGCAGCCUGAUCCUGCGGCCACUGACCAAGGAGGCUCACGGACGCUGGGAGUGCAGCGCCAGCAACGCUGUAGCCCGAGUGGCCACCUCCACGAAUGUCUACGUGCUGGGUACCAGCCCCCAUGUUGUCACCAAUGUGUCUGUGGUGCCUCUGCCCAAGGGAGCCAAUGUGUCCUGGGAGCCUGGCUUUGAUGGUGGCUAUCUGCAGAGAUUCAGUGUCUGGUACACCCCAUUGGCCAAGCGUCCUGACCGAGCCCACCAUGAAUGGGUGUCCCUGGCAGUGCCCGUGGGAGCUACUCACCUUCUAGUGCCAGGGCUACAGCCCCACAUCCAAUACCAGUUCAGCGUUCUAGGUCAGAACAAGCUGGGGAGUGGGCCCUUCAGCGAGAUCGUCUUGUCUGCCCCUGAAGGGCUUCCUACCACUCCACCUGCCCCCAGGCUUCCCCCGACAGAGAUGCCUGCUCCGCUAUCCCCUCCCCGAAGUCUGGUGGCAGUGAAGACACCCCGAGGGGUGCUCUUGCAUUGGGAUCCCCCAGAACUGGUCCCCAAGAGGCUGGAUGGCUACAUCCUGGAAGGACGGCAAGGAGCCCAAGGCUGGGAGGUGCUGGACCGGGCCGUGGAAGGCGCCGAAAUGCAGCUGCUGGUGCCAGGGCUCAUCAAGGAUGUUCUCUACGAGUUCCGCCUUGUGGCCUUUGCUGGUAGCUAUGUCAGUGAUCCCAGCAACACCGCCAACGUCUCCACUUCAGGCCUGGAGGUCUACCCUUCCCGCACCCAGCUCCCAGGCCUCCUGCCCCAGCCGGUGCUGGCCGGCGUGGUGGGCGGGGUCUGCUUCCUGGGCGUGGCUGUCCUCGUCAGCAUCCUGGCCGCCUGCCUAAUGAACAGGCGCAGGGCUGCCCGCCGCCGACGCAAACGCCUCCGCCAGGAUCCGCCUCUUAUCUUCUCUCCACCCAGGAAGUCCGCUCCAUACUCUGCUUCGGCCUCGGGCAGUCCUGACAGUGUGGUGAAGCUGAAGCUCCAGGGUUCCCCAGUCCCCAGCCUGCAGCAGAGUCUGCUCUGGGGGGAGCCCACCGGACCUCCCAGCCCCCCUCCGGAUGCUCCACCCAGCCGGGGGCCCUUACCCUUGGAGCCCAUUUGCCGGGGCCCAGAUGGGCGCUUUGUGAUGGGACCCGAUGUAGGGGCACCCCAAGAAAGGUCAGACUCAGAGAUGCCUGAACCUCAGACCUCAGCCUGGCGUCAGACCCUGUCUUUUGACUGCAGCAGCAGCAGUCCAACUGGGGUGCCCCAGCCUCUCUGCAUUGCAGAUAUCAGCCCUGUGGGGCCCCCUCCAGCAGCUGCCCCCAGCCCUCUGCCAGGUCCAGGCUCCUUGCUCCAGUACCUGAGCCUGCCCUUCUUUCGAGAGAUGAAUGUGGAUGGGGACUGGCCCCCUCUUGAGGAGCCCAGCCCUGCUCCACCCCCAGAUUAUAUGGAUACCCGGCCUUGUCCCACCUCCUCUCUCCUUCAUCCCCCAGAAUCCCCCUCUUUGUGCUCCACGGUAAUGCUCCCUGGGGCUGCAUUAGGGGCUGGGGCCACCCCAGAGCCCUCUUACACAGCACCGGGUGACUGGACACUGAAGGAGAGGGUCCUGCCAGGCCUUCUCCCCACUGCUGCUCCUCGGGGCAGUCUUACAAGCCAGAGCAGCGGGAGGGGCAGUGCUUCUUUCCUGCGGCCCCCCUCCACAGCCCCCUCUGCAGGAGGCAGCUACCUCAGCCCUGCUCCAGGGGACACCAGCAGCUGGGCCAGUGGUCCUGAGAGGUGGCCCCGGAGGGAGCAUGUGGCAACAGUCAGCAAGAGGAGGAACACAUCUGUGGAUGAAAACUAUGAAUGGGACUCAGAAUUCCCUGGGGACAUAGAAUUGCUGGAGACUCUGCACCUGGGUUCAGCAGGUCCCCAGCUCAGAUCUGAAGCUGAGCCAGAGCUAGGUGCUAAGACUCCAGAGGAGGACUUCACCCCGAACACUGCCCAUGCUGUUGGCCCUGAGGCCCGCUGUGCUGCCCUUCGGGAGGAAUUCCUGGCCUUCCGCCGCCGCUGUGAUGCCACUCGGGCCCGGUUCCCAGUUUAUCGACAGCCAGUCCCCCACCCUGAACAGGCCACUCUGCUGUGAACAGUCCUACUGUGAGGCUGGGCAAGGGCACAUGGACCCUGCAAAGGAAGCCCCCAACAAGACCCAGUUCUGAUCUGGGGCCCUGCCCCUGCCCCUCUGGUGCCCAGGCACAGACCUGAUGAUGGGCUUGGGUGGGCUUGGGCUGGGGAAGUGUGUGCUGACCCCUAGGGGGUGGGUUUGGGGAUUGGAACAGGGAUUUUAGGUCGGGCUCUUUGAGGGGUGUGUGUGUGUGUGUGUGUGUGUGUGUGUGUGUGUGUGUGUGUGGUGUUGUGUCGUGGUAUUGUUUAUAGUGUGGGUGAGGUUUUUUAUGGGUGA